GUGGAGGUGACGCGUUAGUUCCUUUAACCGCAGUGCGCAGGCGCGGUAUCCACAUAACACACCAUUACAGCAAAAAAUGGCGGCCGCCGUUGAGAAUGUUGUUAAAGUGUUGGGUGAACAGUACUACAAAGAUGCUAUGGAACAGUGCCACAAUUAUAAUGCCCGGCUGUGUGCAGAGAGAAGCAUCCUCAUGCCUUUUCUGGACUCCCAGACAGGAGUGGCUCAAAGUAACUGCUACAUCUGGAUGGAGAAAAGACACAGGAGUGCAGGCAUAGCUCCAGGCCAGCUGUACACAUAUCCUGCCCGCCGCUGGCGAAAGAAGAGGCGAGCACACCCCCCAGAAGAUCCUGCUUUAGUAUUUCCCCCGCUCAAAGCAGCGGAGCUAGAAUUAGGGCUAAAGAAAGAUGUAUUAGGGACGUUGGAUGGUAGCAGCCUGGAGGCCUUGCUGAAAGGAGAACCAAUGGAUAAGAGAGCGCCUACAGAAGUCCGGGGCCCUGAGGAAGACUCUAGUGUGGCAGAAAUCACAGGCACCACUGGGGCCAGUAGCCACAGUACCUCCACACGAGUCAGAAAGAGAAUACUGGAACCAGAAGAUUAUCUGGAUGACCUGGAUGAUGAAGAUUUUGAAGAGGAGACUCCAAAAAGACGAAAAGGAAAAUCUAAGGGUCGUGGAGUGGGAAAUGGGAAGAAAAAAAUGGAAGCUGCAGCAGCAGCGCUGGAAGACCGUGAUAAACCUUAUGCCUGUGACAUCUGUGGAAAGCGCUAUAAGAAUAGGCCAGGCCUGAGUUACCACUACACCCACUCUCACUUGGCUGAUGAAGAGGGUGAGGACAAAGAGGAGGCUGAGAUCCAUGCUCCUGCACCACAGGAGGAGACCAAGACUCCUAAGAAAGGACCCAAUGGUUUGGCACCACCGAAUGAUUACUGUGAUUUCUGCCUGGGUGACUCUAACAUGAACCAGAAAACAGGCCAGUCCGAGGAGCUUGUGUCCUGCUCUGACUGUGGACGUUCAGGUCAUCCUUCUUGCCUGCAGUUUACAGCAGUAAUGAUGGCAGCAGUGAAAACAUAUCGGUGGCAGUGCAUUGAAUGCAAGUGCUGUAAUGUUUGUGGCACAUCUGAGAAUGAUGACCAGCUCCUGUUUUGUGAUGACUGUGACCGAGGAUACCACAUGUACUGCCUCACUCCACCCAUGUCAGAUCCUCCAGAAGGAAGUUGGAGUUGUCGCUUGUGUCUGGAUCUUCUGAAGGACAAGGCUUCCAUCUACCAAAGCCAGAAUACUACAAUGGAGUAAUCACGACAGGACUGCUCAUGAAACCACACAAGAACACACAUUCCCUUCUUCCUCCUUACUCACAAUAAAAGUCCUUUUUACACUACGUGUUCUACAGAUCCCUCUCCUCACAACACCUUCAUCAGCCACUGACCAGAAGCAUGGCUUGGCUGAAGUGAUUGUACAGCAGCUGAAGGAGUUUGGCGAAAGGAUAGAGGGGAAAGGAGGCUUCCAUUUGGAAAUGAAAGCUCCGUGACCUUCACUUCACCACUGUCUCAGUGUACUUCUGUGACUGUUACACAUUUCUACUGAGCACACUAAGAAAAGGAAUGAAAUGGAUUAUUUUCAUAGAUUUCCCUCAUUGAUUGAUACUGGAGCUGAUUUAUUUGACUGAGCAUCUGUUUUAUCUGUUGCCAAAUUUUUUAUUUUGCUCGUUUACAGUGCAUGUCAUUAAUCAAACUACAUGGCCUUAUUCCAAGAUAUGAUGGAUUUUAUUAUCUAUAUGUAUCUGAAGUUUACCUCUGUUGUUGUAACUUUUCCUUGCAGGAAUUCACGGUGCCAAGGUCCAAAUUCACAAAGCAGCUUUGUUUUUGUUCCUUCUUUCCUUUAGGUAUUUCAAAGAGUAAAUGUCACAUAUUGUUUCUGCUCUAGAUGUGUAUGAUGGGCAGUAUGCAGUGAUUAUCUAAAAACAAAAUCAGUCAUAUGGUAAAGAGCAUAUGAUGUACUCUCAUGCACAGACACCCUGAUGGGGAAAUUUCUGAAGGCUUAUCUUUUUUAGUACAAUUUUGUACAUUAUAUACAUUAUAUAGCUGGUAUACUAACCAUAUUUAAUGUUUGUUUACUGUAACCUUUUUGUAUUUGGUUAUGUGCUUUUUUUUAUAUAUAUAUAAAACGGUGGAACUUUGUUAGUGUUUGGUAAUGAAUGUAAUGCUG
This is a messenger RNA of Colossoma macropomum (tambaqui), 2203 nucleotides long. It is a transcript of the gene dpf2l, whose product is annotated as D4, zinc and double PHD fingers family 2, like. Bases 77 to 1291 code for a protein of 404 amino acids. NCBI's taxonomy places the organism in Eukaryota, Metazoa, Chordata, Actinopteri, Characiformes, Serrasalmidae. Gene Ontology annotation, biological process: nervous system development. Gene Ontology annotation, cellular component: nBAF complex. The transcript has 11 exons. The record is from RefSeq and is a predicted model, not a curated record.